Molecule: messenger RNA, 6558 nt
Organism: Plasmodium coatneyi
Lineage: Eukaryota; Apicomplexa; Aconoidasida; Haemosporida; Plasmodiidae
Exons: 1
Coding region: 1-6558 (2185 amino acids)
Biological process (GO): anaphase-promoting complex-dependent catabolic process; metaphase/anaphase transition of mitotic cell cycle; protein K11-linked ubiquitination
Cellular component (GO): anaphase-promoting complex
Molecular function (GO): molecular adaptor activity
Source: RefSeq, a predicted model, not a curated record
AUGGUGUACGCUAUUAUUAUAAAAGAUGGCGAGUCAAAGAAGAAAGUUAGCAAAAGCAAACAACCCAUUUUGGGAAAAAAAGAAAAAAUCGAAAAGAAGAAAAGUACCAGUCUAUGCAAAAAAGGGGCCGCAAACUCCACAUACUGUUACAAGAACAAUCAGUAUUCAAUAUUAAACUAUUUUGACGUAAAAAAAAAAGAAAAAAAAAAAGACGAAGGGCAUAAAGAAGAAAGUACACCCAAGAAAAAUGUAGACACGUAUAUAGACAAUUUUUAUAGCAUCGACGAAUGCAAAAAUGACUCGAAACAGAACGGACAUCACAUCUUGACGUACAUAAAAUGGCUAUCUGAAGAAAAAAAAAAAGAAAAGGGAAAUAUGAAGGAGCACAUUUUAAAAUUACUAAUAUUGCUAAAAAAGGAGGACAUUUAUUUAAAAAGGUACUUCCCCAAGGUGUACAAUUUUGAGCAGAAGAGGAAACAAAAAGGAGAUACAAGCAGAAAAACAAAUUGUAAAGAAAAGAUUUACGUUAAUAAUAUUUACAAUAGGAAUGUCAAAAGGACAAAAUUUUAUUCCAACAUAGUGAAUGACGCUUUGUAUGAAUACAAGCUGACGUACUGCAAGGAAAACAGCUUAAUGACAUUUCACUAUUACGAUGGGCUUAGGAAAUCAUUCCAGCUUUCCAGCGGUACCUUCUUUUACCUCAUAUCGGAUGAUAAGAAUGUGUUUCGCCGUAGUGUCCUUAACAAUGAGGGGGCAGUUGAGCAGGACGACCUACUCCCCCACAAGAACAAUUACAUAUACACAUUUGAGCGGAACUGCGAAAAUAAGAUUAACGUCCAAAUAAUAGACGUUUUCAGCAAAACAAGGAAGACAGAAUUCUCCCUCGGGUAUAUGCCCCUUCGAGUAUUUUACCACAAUGAUCAUUUGUUUUUUGUAAAUUUGUUAAGUUCUACCAACGGACGGAAGUACUUCACAUACUCCAUCUACAAGAACAACGUGAAGGAAAAAAUUCGAGUGGUCUACUUGUCGGCGGUUCACCCGUUCUACACGAACAUACUUGUAGAAAGGAAGGUCUAUCCCUUUUUUCGGAAGUGCAAAUAUUUUCACCGUGAGGAGAGGGUUUUUAUGUGGACCGACCGGCUCUCGCAGGGAUCGUCACUCACCCACACGGCGGCAUUCCCACCGGAUUGUACCACUUCAUCCGAUGGCUCCUCCUCGGUUAGGGAACAGCCCUGCGAAACGCGGCUGAACCAAAUUCCAAACAUGAACAUCAUACAUAUCAACUCCAACGUGAACAUUUGCAUCGCGUUCGAAGAAAAUACGGAGACGUACUUCUUCUUUUACAUCCUCUACAAUGUGGUAAAGUACAACAAAAAAUACCUGAAGAAUUAUUUCAAGGCGGAGAAAGUGGACAAGUUUCUCCCUUUCCAGCACUUCCUUAGCAUUGAGAAAAAGCAAUUUUCUUACAAAAAAGAAACCUACAGAAAUAUCAAUUUUAAUACAGAAGCUUACAAACCACAACUUGUGAUCACCGCUGGAGGAAAUAAAAGCAUCCAAAGUAGAAUCAAAUUGUGUGUCUACGAUAAUGCCAAUAAUUUGCUAUUUCUUAUCCCAAUAUAUCACAAAUACGUGAAGGAUAAAAUUAAGGUUGUCCCCAAUGUGUUAAAUUUCACCACGGUUAAUAUAACAAGGGAUUUCUCCACCCUUAAGUACUACCCCUACAAUAUUUGUGCCUCCCUCAACAACCAAAUGAACACCACCCAUUUGGAGUGCAACCUGAAGGAACGAAAUUACGAUCACACCAUUGUUAACGUUUCUACUGGGGAAAAGAGGAUCCACUAUUUUAAGAAGCUCCUAAAGCAAAAGAGGGAAAUACUAAAGUGGAAAGGUGGCGAGACAGAGAGAAAGGAUUCAGAAAAGAACACACAGUUAAAUAGACUCAUCCUAGAUGUUAACAAAAUGAACCACUUCAUUAUCAUCCUCAACAAGGAUGGAAUGCUCUACCUACUCUCCGACGAUGUCUACCUAUCCAGCAUAUAUCUCUACAAUAGCACAGCGCAGAUAUAUAAUUUGCAGAACUCAGACCUCUGCCAUGUCACUGUUGACACGAUAGACUAUGACAACAAGAAGAAACUCCGCUUGAAAUCUUACAGAGUUCAUAUCGAUAUACUACCCAAAAACCCCACCCUCAAAUUUGUCCUGUACUUUUUCUACAACUAUAUAUGCAAAAAGAUUGCCACUCAGUUUUUUACCCUCUGCGUUUAUGAGUGUAGGAGGGGGCAGCAGAACAAGGGCAUUUUCCACUUUAUCAACAUUGACAUAUACUUUUUGGGUCACCACGAUUUGGGGUACUCCCCGAGCAGCAUCAAUGCUAAAAAGGAAAACGAGAAAAGCGCAAACGGGUUAAACGGGCAGGGGCGAAGGCUAAACGUGUGGAGUUCCAAUUCGCAGGUCGGACACACCCAGACAGAGAAAUGCCCCCCCCCAAUGGCGAAGAACACCUGGGUAAAGAACCAAACGGAGAAGUACGAAAUGUUCAACAGAAACUUCUUCGAAGUGGACAAUCUGUCCCACGUCGAGUUCAGCCGAUUUGUGUACCUCUUCAUGCUUAUCUGCGUAGAAGACUUAAAAAUGUACAGAAAAAUGGAAAAAUAUUUGUACCUUAAAAAAGGGCAGAAUCUCAUACCGACAGAGGAGUACAUCGAAUCGAAAUUUAACUGCUUCAGGUUUGGAGAAGCGGAAGAAAGUUCAAACAGCGAGGAGGAUCAUGUGUCUUCUUCUAAUUCCUAUGCCAGUGAUGAUAAGGUGGAGAAAAUCACACAUGGAAGGCUCCUCCCACGUGGUAGCAAAAUGAAUAAAGACGUGAACAUCCCCUCCAACAGCUACUACGCCGUGAUUAACAAUUUUAUUACCUACCUACAUGACAAGUACAAGCAUAUUUACCGCAACAAGUAUCUCCUUUUAGCCUAUCUACACUCCUACUGUGACGAAAUCAGCAUGAGCGAGUUGGUGGAACAAAAGAUUAAAGACGAUAUUGUAUUUUUAAUUCUUGUCCUGUCAUACACGUUGAAGCUGUACAACUUUUUGUUUCACUACUUUAACAAGUUGAGUUCAUGGCGGAAAAGAUACCUGCUCCCCUUCUAUCAGUAUGUGUGUAGAAGGUACUACAAGGAAGAAUUGCUAAAAUGGUGUACAUACGGUGUAGCACGUGAGAGGUUCCCCCUAACGGUAAGCAGAAGCGAUGGAUGCUCUCUCAAAAUGAAGCAAACGGGGGACCCCAUUUGUGGAAAGACACAACGAGUUCAUUCCCCCCUCAGUAGAAAUACAGUCAUAGAGUUAGAACAAAACCACCAAUUUGACAAGUACGCAUUUUUAAACAACUACCUAAAGGGAAAAUUCAUCAGACUGAGUAGAAUCCCAAACACACUGGAACUCCUCAGCCAAAUUGCCAAUUGCUGCUAUGCAGAGGAGGGGCAUAGCCACCUGAACCAUUUUCUAAAUGCUACCUUCUUUCUUCAACAUAAUGAGAGCAACACAAAGAAGCUGAAGCUCAAAUAUGAAUGUUACCUGAAAGAGGUGGAGCAACUUUUCAGGGUAAUCAUGGAGGAAGAGCAAAAUAGGAAAAGUAGAAGAAGUAGGAAGAAGAAUAUUAAGAAAGGGAGGUAUAGCCAAAGUAGAACGACCCUUAUAGAAACAAACGAGAGUCACAUAAAAGACUGCUACGCAAACUUCCAGUCCUUCAAAUCGCUCAUCCUUCUUGACAACAAAAUGAAAUUUCUGUACUAUUUUUCCCCGCUAUAUUUUCCGCUGAGGAAUUUGAUAAUUGCCUCCCAUUUGAGUCUACUCUAUGGACAAAAUUUGAAAAAAAAAAUAAUUCAAGAUAACUUUCUCAGGAAUGUUGUUAAGAACGAGUUGGACGUAAUUUAUGUGCCCGCUUUUCCAGUGAAUUUUAUGAAAAGCGCAGAAGAGUCCCAAGGUAGAGGAAACAGCUGUGUGCAUAAUUCUCCCCGGGGUGAAGUCGCCAAGGAGGAGGCAACUUAUGGAAGGCAGUCCACAUAUAGGAGGAAACACAAUCAUCGUAAAGUAGCAGUCGUUCCAUCCAAACAGGGCAAAAAAACACUCCGUAAUGGAAAUUCCCUUGAGAGACCUCACAACAGUAAUAGUACGUGCAACUGCCCAUCCUCACAGCACUCGAAGGAGAAGCAACAAAGCAGUAAUCCCCUCUUUUUUUACCAAAAGCAGAUUCACUUUCAUACGUCCAACAUAAAACACUUCGAUUCGCUAAAUAUAGACGACAUGAAUCUGGUUAACAUACUACUCAAGUGCGUCUUUUACGAAAAUUUAUAUGCCCUGAACAGGUACUCCUAUAUGUUGUAUAUCCACCUGCACAGUAGUAACAGUUCUAACCAUGUAUUGCACAGUGGUUUGACGGGAAGACAUGUCCUCAGAGACGCGCUAUUGUUAGAUGGGCACAAGGUUAGCAAAAAAGGGGAAGUUUUACAGAAAUGCGCGAAAGGUGCACUCAUUCCAAGUAAAGAUCGCCUCCCCAUGGAAAUGAUAAAACUCUUCGACUGCUACGAGAUGUUCAAUUUUAAGAAUGCCAAUUUUUACAUCUGCAUAAACAGGGAGGACCUCUACUUCAACAAAUGCUUCGACUCCGCAAAUACAAAAGUGAAGAAAAAUUUUUACCAAGUUUUAGACAUUUUGAAUAGAAGUUUCCACAGCGCGCUCCUGAACGAUGGUCCCCUCCAUCGGUAUGGAAAGCACGACUCACGCAGUGAGGAGAAACGGAAGAGGGCCCAGAGAGAAAACCAAGCGAAUAACAGCUACGAUAAAAAGAACCUGAUUGUGCAGAAGAGCUACCUAAGCGAGUACAAAAUAUUGAAAGAUUGCUGCUUUUUCUUCGAUACAUUUAAAAUGGACCGAAAUAUCUCUUCGUGUUAUUUUCCGCACAACAAAGAUCCCGUGCUCGUCUACCUGAAUAAUUUCCACAACUAUUACUUCUCCAAGUAUUACAAGAAGAGGAAGAUACAGCUGUUGAAGGAUAAGGAGGGAGACGUUGAGGAGUAUGACGAUGAGGAGGAAGGAGGUGCACAAAAUAAGGACCUAAUCGACUUGAUAGACCUGGAAAACUCCUCAGACAGUUUAGAAAGCGCAUAUAUUCACAAACACAAGUACAACAGGAAGAAUGUAAAUAAGCAUUUAAAAAAAAUCAUCAAACUGGUAAAUUUAGACAAAUUAGAAGAGAAAAAAAUACUUAUCGACACCAAAAUUAACGGAAAUAUUGACAAGGUUUUAGAUUUAAUGCACCUUUAUUAUACCCUAGAAAAAUUCUACAAAAUGAAAUAUAUCUGUAUGUUUAACAUUAGCGAAAUUAAUUUUUUCGAUAUUAUCAAUUCGAUUCAUUACAAGCCGGAUAUCAAUUUUAACAUAAAGUAUGAUUUGUAUGUAUAUUUAUUUGAGUACAGACAGAACCAAAGUCGCCUUAGCAAUAUAUCCAUUCCGCCAACUGAUAGCUUUUCCCUUAAUGUACCAUCUCGUGGUUAUAGUAGGGAUCCAGUGGAUGGCUCCAAUAGGCGUCCCAGCGGGACCCUUUACAACUACGCCAAUUCGUUGAAUGAAAAUGGAUUUCCUGUGAAUGGGGAGGUCAACAAUGGGGCAAAUCGUGCAGAUACGAACUUAACCAAUCAGGUGACGGAGAUGAAUCCAAACAAUGCGGUUAGUGCACCCCACCCCGUUGCUCCCCACAGCGCCUCUAACCCAGCCGGUGAAUCCCCAAGGAACAACGCCCCCGGAGCGGGAUACCCAAAUGGCGCUCCCCCCGCCAGCAUGCCCCGUAGGAACAGCAACGUCCUAAUAAGGGACAACUCCGAAAAUGAAAUUCAAAAUAUUCACCUAAGCAAUGCUGCUUCUUAUCACUACACACGAUUUGAAAACAACCAGAACAACAUUAACAGAACCUUUGGGAGCAACAUGCGGUUUAACACAGACACCUUCAAUGAACCAUCCGAGGUCACCAUGCUGAACAGGAGAAUACGGGAAUUCAACAGCUACUGGCAUAUGCGCACUAAUGAGUUAAGGACAAGUCAUAAUUUAAAUUACCGAAGUUUGCUUAACACCUCGAGGAGCAUGCAGCGUGAAGGCAACAACUCGGGGAACCGCUUCAGCUACAACCGAAAUAGGACACCGGAAAGGAACACAGGGAAUGUGGUUUAUAGAAAUUAUGGGAAUCACUUAAAUGUGCUACCUCUGAACAGUAGAGUUGGUAACUAUCGAGACGUGGGUAGAGCCAACUCGUACAAUGUAAGUCGGAAUGUGUCAGCCAGCAUGGAGGAGAGCCCUCCAAUCAGUCAGUUUCAAAACAGCCCUGUGCAUAGCCACCGAAUGAAUGGCAACCAGAACCCUCACAACGACAGCUCCGUGCACCUCGCAAGGGAACGCUCCUUUCUUCCCUUUAUUCCCACGCACAGCAACAGCGCAAACCUAACAGAUAAGCUACACAAUUUGAAAUACUCCUUAAAAAAAAAAAAAAAAAACACAUUAACAAAAUCAAACUAA